AUGUUUGGUCGUAAGAAAAAUCCAGCUCCUUCCCGCAAGUCCGACGGAGGCAAAGCACUCAUGGCGCAGAUGGGUUUUGUGAUGGAUGUUGAUGACAUGGUCCUUGGCUCUCCAGAUGGCAAUGAUGACGACCUUGAGGCUGAACUGAGAGCUUUGGAAGCCGAGAAUGAAAGGGAACACAAGUCGAGAUCCAUCAAAAAACAACAAAAUGAACCAUCAAAGAUAAAGUCAGCAGGAGAACUUGAGAAGAUGAUAGCACUGAGUAUGAGGGACCUGCCCAAUGAAGAUGAAGAUAUUGAAGUCUCAGACACCGAAGACCCUGACAUAUUGAUGCUUGAAGAACGACACAACAACUACAGGGAAGGCAUCGAAGCUUCGAAGCAGGCAGGUGACCAGUUGAAAACCAGAAGAUUGGAAAGAGAUCCUGGAAGAUUUAGUGAAAAGUGUGAAAUCAGGAAGCCACCGCUACCACAGCCACAACUUCCAUCAGUUCUCCCACGCACAUCUCUUCCUCCACCACCCCUCAAAUCACCCAACAUGAAUUCCCCAAUAAGUUACAAGGAGUUUCUUAACUUAACAGAUGAUAAGAAACAGCUGAUACUAGCAGAGCAGUGUGAGGCAUUUAAGCAGGAGGCACUGAAGUUGAAGAAGGAAGGAAUGAAGGAGCAAGCUGUGCACUGCAUCAAGACAUCCAAGCAAUUUGAAUCAGUUGCUCUGGCAUUGAAGGAUGGCAAGCCAGUGGAUUUCAGUGGCAUGCCAGCAUUCAUCUCAUCCUUUUCAUCCACAUCACCCAUGCUACCAGCGCACAAUGGUGAUUAUUUUCUUAUUAAUUUUCAAAUUGUUUCAACUUGCUUCUGCGUUGAUAUGGCCAUGCAUGCUCUUGUUGUUUUGCAUCUGACAGUAGUGGUAGUCAAGUUGUUAAGCCUGAAAUGUGUCAGGGAUGUCGUCUGUGUGGAGUUUGAAUGUGUGAACAGGGCCAAUACAGUUUUUAUACAAGCGCGAAAUUUAAGCUUGAAUGGUGAUAAACGAACUGCGUAUUUGAAUUCAGUAUGA
Molecule: messenger RNA, 1053 nt
Organism: Helobdella robusta
Lineage: Eukaryota; Metazoa; Annelida; Clitellata; Rhynchobdellida; Glossiphoniidae
Exons: 9
Coding region: 1-1053 (350 amino acids)
Biological process (GO): regulation of transcription by RNA polymerase II
Cellular component (GO): nucleus
Molecular function (GO): RNA polymerase II cis-regulatory region sequence-specific DNA binding; DNA-binding transcription repressor activity, RNA polymerase II-specific
Source: RefSeq, a predicted model, not a curated record